Molecule: messenger RNA, 5544 nt
Organism: Linum trigynum
Lineage: Eukaryota; Viridiplantae; Streptophyta; Magnoliopsida; Malpighiales; Linaceae
Source: the annotation of a GenBank genome assembly
CCAAAAUCCUAUCUGAAACUUUGCUUGAAUUGAAAACCCACAAACAUGGUUGACGCCAAGGUAGGAAGAAGACGAUGAUUUCUCGCCGGGAAGGAAAUAGAGAGAAAGAAAAAAAUUUGACUCGUCGCCGGAAGUCAGACCCGUCACGAGGAGGAAGUGAUUGAUAACGCUCGGGAGCUCCACUUCAGAAGCCCAGAAAGCCAAUCUCAACGGCAUCGGAGAAACUUCCCUUUCCUCCUCUUUGCCGCCGAUGAGUCAUCUUUUCACGGCGGACAUCGCGCUUGGAGACUCGCUUGGGACGAUGCAUGAAGACUCUUGUUAUGAAGAGAAGACUGGCGAUUUGUGAAGCUCCGUUGUAGAUCGUCUGCAGGGAAAGAUGGGAAAGAGUAGAGGAGAAGAUGAAGAAGGGUUUCGUUGAAGAAGAAGAAGAAGAGAGAGGAAGGGAAAAGGCACAGAGGGCCACAAUUGGAAUGACUGCCCAAAAACAGGUCAAUGUCAAUUGUCUCCCCCUACCCCAAGUAUUUCUAAUUGACCCCUAACGCGUCAAAGUAGAUUUCACCGCCCCAAAUUGCUCCAUUUAAGAUUUGAAUUGCCAAAUGGGUCAAUCUGGCCCAAUUGACUCAAAAUGAGCCAAUUAAGCACAAUUGAUCCAUCACAAUGUCUCAUCUAAACGACCCCUUAGUCUUUUGCACAAUACUUUAAUCAAAUGUGAUAAUUUUCAUAACUUAAUUUUAUUAUCAUACCACACAAAAGAUUUAUGUAACAUCAUUAUGUAAUAGUUAGAUAAAUAGAAAAUUUAUUAAGUAAACCUCAGGAAGGGAUGGUCUAUUUAUCAAUUAAUUAAAACGCAUUAUGCAAGUUGUUCGUAAUGAUAAAGACACUACAUAAACCUUACGCGUAGAUAUUUAUUUCUUAUGUAUCAAUUAAACACGCAUAUUAAAUAAAUAUUUUGUGAUGAAUAAGACACUACGUAGAGAUUAUGGAGGAAUUAUUAUUUUUUAUACAUCAAUUAAGCAAAUGUAUUACGUAAAUAUUCCAUAAUGAUGAGACACUAUGUAAAGUAUAUGAAGGAAUCUUACGAGAAUGAUUUUGAAAAUUAUUUGAUUUUAAUUAAAUUAUUAAAGGAGUGGAUGAAAUUGAAAUAUAAUUAAUUUCUUACCGCUGCGAAGCGCGGGUCAGAAAACUAGUUUCAAUUUAUUUCCCGUUCAAAGAGAUGAAAACUUAACAUACCCCUUUUCAGCAACUUGAGUUAUUAAGUAAGAGGAGGCAGCGUAUAAUAGGGUGAUCUCGAGUACCUUGGUUUGAUAGAAAAAUAAGUAAAAGAUAUAAUAAUUAAUUGAUGAUCAAAAUUAGAGAGUGUAGAAUUGAGAAUGUUGUAUAAGGCCAGCUGGAUUCGCCUAUGGGAUGCCAAUAUUCCUCCCAAAUUGAAGGUGUUUAUUUGGCAAAUCUUUAAUCGAAUCCUGCUCACUACGGAAGCACUGAUUGAGAAGAAAGUCCAUGUGCACCCCAGAUGCCCCGUCUGUUGAGCAGAGUUAGAAACCUUGGAAAAGCUCUUUCAUUGUACCUGUCUAUGAGUCAUUUCUUUGAUUAUCAGGCCUGCCUGGACUCCAUGAUGUAACUACCUAUGUUUCAAUCAAUAUAUGAUUAUCUUUUGUAAAAUAAAAAUAGUUAACAUUCAAUGAAAAUAAAAAAAAUCAAUUUUAUAUUAAAUAGCAUGUUUAUACUUAAUAAAAAAUUAGAGUGGUUAGAGAAAUAUUAAAAACUUUGUUAAUAAAUAUAUUUAAUAUGAUAUAUAAAUAAAAGAAAGAGAAAAGUAGGAGAUUUUUUUUUACGAAUCAAGAUAUAUAAUCUCUCUCAUUAUGAGAGAUUUGAUAUCCGUAGAUUUUAGAGAUUUGAAAUCUCUAAAGCUAAAAUCCACAAUACAAAAAGCAACAAAAAACAAAACUUUCUAAAAAAGCUAUGGGUUCAAUGAAUUCACGCCCUAAAUCCUGUUCUCCAAACGACCCCUUAAAGUUGUUCUAAUUGAGAAUUUUUUAUUAGAAUAGUUAAAAAAAACUAAUUUAUCAUUACCUAUCUCAUAUAUAUAUAUAUAUAUAUAUAUAUAUAUAGUGCCUACUUCAUUGCACUCACUUUUUUGGAUGCACUGAAUGCACCCAACUCUAAAAGUGGGCAUAAUACAACAAAUUUUGAACUUUAAUUUGUAACAUUAGUCUAAUAUGAUAAUAUAACAUAGAAUCACAACUAAUCAAUCCAUUACUCUAACCCCUUAACCCUCAAUUUUGGAUCCCAACCCAAAACCCCAUAUUGUAAACCUAAACCCUAACCCUAAAUCCAUAAACCCUAAAUCUUUCAAAUUAAAGUAAUGCUUGAAUGAUUUUUGUACAAAUUCAUGUGUUUCUUGUCCAUCAUACUACAAGUGAUGAUUGGCAUUGUUUUCAUUUGCAUCGCCUGCUAAGAAUGACGAUUAUGAGGUAAGUGCAUUGAAUGCACAAAAAAAAAGGGCCCACUUUAGAUGAAAUCAUGGCUACGCUCUUAGAAUUAAGUGGUUUCUUCGUUAACAUCGUAUUAGAGCCUUCGAUCGAGAAGUCAUGGUUUUGAAUCCUAAUGACAACAUCCAAUCUAAACAAUGGUUUAGUGCAAAAAAUGAUAUGUUCAACCUGUACAAACCGAAAGAUUAGUGGUUUUACACAAUGAAUGAUAUCAUUGAUAUGUUCAACUAGUGUAAACUCGAAACCCGCAAAUAUAGACUUUCGUUUGAAAGAGCGAGUAAGAGAUAACAAAAAUUAACAUUUUUUUCCAAGAGUUAAUGGGAUUAAUUAGUUUGUUUCUUAACAUUCUUGUCCAACCUUAUUCAUAGCGGUCCUCUGGUCCUGUGUACAGAGGGACGACCAGACCAAGGCUGCAGCCUCUUGAGAGUGGAGGAGGAAAGGAAGAAGAAUCAGGACCAAACUGAAAUAAAUUCUCCUGACUCCACCUCCAACAACUCAAAGCAACCACAUUCAAUUCCCUCCAUCUCCACCCGCCUCCUCCUCUCUCUCUCUACCUAUCUAUCUUAACAGUUACAGACUCUAUAAGGAAUCCAUCCCCACACCAAAUGAUAGAACGAUGCUAUUGUCUUCAUGGACCCAUAAUUGUCCUUUCUGGUAAGUGUUGCAUUGCAACUGCUAGCUCAAUUAUUCUACUUCCAUGGUUUAAACUCGACAAUUCCCCAAACUUAAAUUCCCUCUCUCUCUCUCCUCUGUUUCGCUCUCCUCUGUUUCUCUCGGUUUACCUGUUCCAGUUCUCUCACCAUUGCAUAUGUUUCAAAGGUUGUCCUUUUAUCAUGAUUUCCACCUCCCCACGCCGUCCUGCCUAGUGGGUUCAGGUGAUUUUAUUUGAAUGUAUGAUGGAUGGAGUAAUUUGCUCUGAUGAAAAGAUGGACACCACCGUCGCCAGCACGACUGCAAGCACUUGGCGGCCGCCGCGAGUCGAUGGCGGUCAUAACCAACUUCACCACAGGCGCUCUAGGAGUGCCACUGAGAAGAACGUGGAAGUACAGAGAAUUCUGCAAUCCAAGUUGAAGAACAAGGAUCACCAAACCGAAAUGCAAAUAAUGUCAUCAUCACCAGCAUGGGCAAGAAGGAGCCAUGUGGCCGUGCAAAGCCCUCUGCGUGAAUUUUCUAGCAGGAAUGACCCUUCGAACCACAGAGCCUCCCUAGAGAAAGAUGUUGAGCUGCUCCAGUUAAGGCUGCAGGAAGAAAGAUCAAUGCGUUUGAUGCUUGAACGAGCCAUGGGCCGUGCUUCCAGUACUUUGUCCCCUGGUCACAGGCAUUUUGCUUCUCAGACAAAGGAGUUGAUUUCCGAGAUCGAGUUGCUAGAACAAGAGGUAACAAACCGUGAGCAGCACGUGCUAACGUUGUACAGAACCAUAUUCGAUCAGUGUGUGACUAGUACUAGUAGGGCAACUUCACAGCAAAGCUCGAAUGUGGCUUCUCCUUCCCAUCCUCCUCCUCCUGCUCCUGCAAAGCAUUUGUCAUCUCCAUCGUCCAAUCAUAAUAAGAAACAUCCAAGGAUCAUCUCAAGUGCUUUCUGUUCUUCCAAGUUGUUCCCCUUGAGACCUCUGCAGUCACUUGUUUCCAUCAAUGGUGGCGGUGAAUCGGGGAAGAGACCAUCAAGUAGGGCAAAUGUUGGUGCUAGUACGUUGUUUGGUAGGAAAGACAAUCGGCUGCACAAGUCCUGCUCCAGCCAAGUUAAGGUUCAUCAAAGGGGUGCAUCAUCAACACUAGUGGAAAGAUCAGUGUCAAUUCAGCAGAAGACUCUGAAGGAUCAUCUCGAUCAAUGUCCAAGCAAGCUCUCCGAGGAGAUGGUGAAGUGCAUGGCUGCAGUGUACUGCUGGCUAUGCAGCAGCUCCACGCCAGGUGGCGCGAACCCAUCUGUCAAAGGCCGGUCGCCUCUGUUGUCGAGGUCGUCCACCAAUGUCGUGCUUCCAAGGCGAGGAAACAACGUUGUUAACGGAGAGCAGAUCAGCCAAGAGGAAGAAGAUUGGUCUUGCAAAUCGACUGUGGAAGUUUGUUGGAUAUCGACUGAUAAAAGCCGGUACUCUUGUGCAUCCUAUGCCAUUGACCACUACAGGGUUCUAGUGGAACAGCUGGAAACAGUGACAGUAACCCAGAUGGAACACGAUGCUCAAGUUGCAUUCUGGAUCAACGUCUACAAUUCCCUUGUGAUGCAUGCAUAUUUGGCCUAUGGCAUCCCCCACAGCUCCCUGAGGAGGCUAGCUCUGUUUCACAAGGCUGCUUACAACAUAGGUGGCCACAUCAUUAGCGCAAAUUCCAUUGAGCAUUCCAUCUUCUGCUUCCGGACACCUCGUGUUGGGAAGUGGCUUGAGACCAUUCUCUCGACGGCGCUGCGGAAGAAAUCAAGCGAAGAAAGGCAGUUCAUUUCUUCCAAGUUCGGCCUCUCAAUUCCUCUGCCGCUAGCCUGCUUCGCCCUCUGCACCGGCACAUUCUCCGACCCCGUGCUGAAGGUGUACACGUCAUCAAACGUCAAAGAAGAGCUGGAAGCUGCAAAGAAGGAGUUCCUGCAAUCGAACGUCGUGGUGAAGAAGUCGAAGAAGGUGUUCCUCCCGAAACUGCUCGAGCGGUUCGCGAAGGAAGCUUCGAUGACGAUGAGCUCCGACGACGACGAUCUGAUCAAGUGGGUGGUGAAAAAUGUCGACAAGAAGCUCGGAGAUUCGAUUGAGAAGUGCGCCGGUGACCGGAAAUUGGGGAAGAAGCAGGCGUCGAAGGUCGUAGUAGUGGAGUGGUUUCCUUAUAGUUCUAGAUUCCGGUACGUGUUCUCCAAAGACUUGACUGAAAAGCCAUGGUGGGUAUGAGAACAAAAACAAGAAAGAUUGGACAAGUAUUCCUCUGUACAUAUGCAAUGUCAUGCUCUUUCUCCCAACGUUGAAUCUUAAGAGUUUCAUCUUGUGGUUUAGAAAUGCGCACGGACGGUCGGAUAAUUUGUCGAAAUCGUAGAAUGGCUUGUUUGGAACAGGGUGCUAUAGAAUAACAACACCCUUAAUGU